AUGGGGGAGGAGAAUGUUCCUGCCCCUACAGUAGACCUUCUGACAGGUACCAGGUGGCAGAUUGUGGACACCGAUGCAAAGCACGCUGGAGAAAGAGGGGAGCCCGCGGCUCGCACACAAAGGCGUGGAGUUCCCAGAGCCAGGGCGGCCCAGCUGGGGGCACAGCAUAGCUCCGGGCGCAGCAGACGAGCCAGGAAGCGCCUGCGGCACCGGCUGCCCUGCCCCUCUGCUGGUGGCUGGGAGAAGUUAGUCACCCGGAGCCCUCACCCGGGGACCGGCCUGGGAAUGGGGCUGGGUGGUGGGAGCAGGGGGAGAAAUUCGGGAUCUGGACGGCUGGGAGGAGGCGCGGGACCAGGGGGCGCACGGGAUGCCGAAAGCCUUUUGCUGGUGGAUUUGGAGUUGCACCGUUUAAGAGGCCGGCGUGCAAACGGGGGAAAAAACUUUCCGGCAGGAACUUCCUACCCAAGACAAGAAAAGCUGCAGAGAAGGAGGCAGGGAGAGACUCGAAACAUCCCAGUAACUUUAAACACACACACACCCCAAACACCCCUUCAGGAGAGGAGGAUGGCAUGCCGCUAUAAAUGCAUUGUUCCGCCGCCUCGCAUCUUCACAGCGCGCGCCGCUCUCCGCGCCCGCAGCGGCCGACUGGGGAUGACCGCGGCCCGGAGGACGCCGCGCCCGCCCGAGGGGACCCGGACGCGCUUCGCCGGCUCGCUGCAGGCGUUUUCAUUUUAA
Pipistrellus kuhlii (Kuhl's pipistrelle) is the source of this 735-nucleotide messenger RNA. RefSeq lists its product as uncharacterized. The record is from RefSeq and is a predicted model, not a curated record. The transcript is spliced from 3 exons. Bases 1 to 735 code for a protein of 244 amino acids. NCBI's taxonomy places the organism in Eukaryota, Metazoa, Chordata, Mammalia, Chiroptera, Vespertilionidae.